Molecule: messenger RNA, 2289 nt
Organism: Lucilia sericata (common green bottle fly)
Lineage: Eukaryota; Metazoa; Arthropoda; Insecta; Diptera; Calliphoridae
Exons: 3
Coding region: 1-2289 (762 amino acids)
Source: RefSeq, a predicted model, not a curated record
AUGGCUCAAGAUUCAAAAAUACUGGAACUUUUGGAGUUACAAAGCAAACUUCUUGCAACCCUUACCCAAGGAAAUGCAUCAAGCAUCAAUCAAGAUUUACUAAUGGAAAAAUUAUCGAUCAGCAUAACUGAAUUUUGCUAUGAUCAAGCAAAUUCAUCAACAUUCAAUAAUUGGUAUGCUCGUUUUGAAGAUAUUUUUCUCGUAGAAGGCAAGGAUUUAGACGAUGCUGCACGUGUGAGACUCCUAAUGCGAAAACUAAACAAUAUUGCUUAUGGGCAAUACUCAGCAUACAUUCUACCAAGAAAUCCAAGAGAUGUCACUUUUGCGGAUACGGUCAAAAUUCUUAAGGAUAUGUAUGGAAUUCAAGAUUCAAUUUUUAGUAUUCGAUAUAAAUGUUUACAAACUGUCAAGAUGUCACAUGAGGAUUUAAUUUCGUAUGGAGCUCGUGUCAACAAACUGUGUGAAAAUUUUAAGUUAUCUGAGAUGAACGCAGAUGAAUUCAAAUGCUUAGUAUUUGUUUGUGGUCUACAAUCCAAUGCAUACUCUGAUGUUCGAAUGAGAUGUCUUUCAGCUCUAGAAGAUGACCGUAAUCAAAACAUUAAUAAGCUAAUUACUAGUGCUCAAAGAUUGCUAAACUUAAAACACGAUACAGCAAUGGUAGAAGUUAACACACAAUCAUCCAUAAAUGCUAUAAAAUCAAAUCUAAAAUCAAAUGAUGAUUUUAAAGAUUGGCUUGAGAUUUUUGGACUAUGGGACAAACCAUUAAGCAAUGUAUGUUCUCAAAUAAAGGAUCAAGAAAUUGACAUUAAUGUCCUACAUAACAUCAAAUCUGAAUAUGCCGAUAUUUUUCAAAAUUCUCCUUCAAAAUGUACUAAAGCACAAGUACAUUUACAACUUAAACCAAACGUCAAACCAAUUUUCCGUGUGAAGAGACCUGUUGGUUAUGCUAUGCUAAGUUUAAUUGAAGAUGAAUUGCAGCGAUUGGAAACAUUAGGCAUAAUCAAUCCAGUUGAUAACGCAGAGUGGGCAGCACCCAUUGUUGCAGUGAAGAAGCCUAACGGAAAAGUUAGAAUAUGUGGAGACUAUUCAUCUGGUCUUAAUGACAGUCUAGAACCACAUAUGUAUCCCUUACAUCGUCCUGAGGACUUAUAUGCAAAAGUAGGGAACAGUUGUUUAUUUACGCAUAUUGAUUUGUCAGACGCGUAUUUACAAACAGAAGUUUCUCCAGACUCAGCUAAACUUCUGACAAUCAAUACUCAUAAAGGGUUAUAUACAUUCAAUCGUCUAGCUCCCGGUGUAAAAAGUGCUCCAGGUGCUUUUCAACAGUUAAUGGACACCAUGUUAAUAGGCAUAGAUGAUACAGCAGCCUACAUUGAUGACAUAAUCGUUGGUGGUAAAACGGUGGAAAAACACAUCGAUAACGUAAAGAGAGUUCUUCAAAGACUUCGUGAGUAUAGUUUUCAUAUCAAAUUUGAGAAGUGCACAUUUUUUGCAAAAGAGGUGAAAUACCUUGGCAAUAUCAUGCCUUCAUCGGGUUUACGUCCUGAUAAAGAAAAGAUCAAAGCAAUUUUAGAUCUACCACCACCAUCAAAUAUAUCUGAGUUAAGAUCAUUUCUCGGAUCCAUAAACUAUUAUGGAAAAUAUGUUAAAAAUAUGACCAAUUUAAGAACUCCUCUUGAUCAUCUACUUCAAGAUAACACCAAAUUUAAAUGGUCAAACGAAUGCCAACAAUCCUUUGAAAAAUUUAAGGAAAUUUUAAAUUCAGAUCUCCUUUUAACCCACUACAACCCGGAUCUGCCAAUCAAAGUUGCAGCCGACGCUUCAGGAAAAGGAAUUGGAGCUUACAUUUGUCACAUUUUUCCAGACAAUUCGGAGAAAGUAAUAGAACAUGCUUCCCGUACUCUCACUCCAGCGGAAAAAAACUAUGCGCAAAUAGAAAAAGAAGCACUUGGUCUGGUAUAUGCUGUAGAAAAAUUCCAUAAUCAGCCAGAUUCAAUCCAACUCAUGUUAGAACUAUUUGGAAUCAAACCGAAUUUUAUAAAUCAAUCUCAUAUACGACCACCAGUAGAAAAUUCAACUCCAUCAACCCCUCUAAGGCUAGUUGAAGCAAAUGUAACAGCAAGUACUCCAGAACAAAGACAAGUUGAAGCAAAUUCAACUCCAAGCUCUCCUGAAAAUCAAUUACAUUCACCACUAACAUUUAGCACUCCAAUAGCUGAACCUCCAGCAAGUAUUUCAAGACCAAAGCGAAAUGUGAAACCUCCAGAAAGAUUUGGUUUUACCAACUAA